Terrapene triunguis (Three-toed box turtle) is the source of this 8191-nucleotide messenger RNA. It is a transcript of the gene MEGF10, whose product is annotated as multiple EGF like domains 10. Bases 209 to 3601 code for a protein of 1130 amino acids. NCBI's taxonomy places the organism in Eukaryota, Metazoa, Chordata, Testudines, Emydidae. Gene Ontology annotation, molecular function: protein binding; scavenger receptor activity. The transcript is spliced from 25 exons. The record is from RefSeq and is a predicted model, not a curated record.
GGGAGGGGAUCUAGUUCUCCUGCCCCCUUCGCCCUAGGGCCAAAUCAGUAUGCUGGCUUCAGCUCCCUGCAGCAGCCGGCUGUAAGCUAAGCCAGCGUGCCGCGGCCGCAGCAGCAAGUGCCCUGCGAGGGGGGUGCGCGCAGCUCUGAGGAGGACGCUGCUGGGGUGCAGCUCAGCAUCUCCAGGGGCAGGUCAUUUAUUUGAAAGGAUGAUUAUUAAUUUGAACUGGUUUCUGUGCUUCCCGGUUGUGCUGUUACACCACUGGAUGGAGACAACAUUAUCCUUGAAUCUUGAAGAUCCAAAUGUGUGUAGCCACUGGGAGAGUUAUUCAGUUACAGUUCAAGAAUCAUAUCCACAUCCUUUUGAUCAAAUUUACUACACCAGCUGUACUGACAUACUGAACUGGUUUAAAUGCACACGACACAGAAUCAGUUACCGUACUGCCUACAGGCAUGGAGAAAAAACAAUGUACAGACGGAAAUCUCAGUGCUGUCCUGGAUUUUAUGAAAGCAGGGAAAUGUGUGUCCCUCACUGUGCUGAUAAAUGUGUCCAUGGUCGUUGUAUUGCUCCAAACACCUGUCAGUGUGAGCCUGGCUGGGGGGGACCCAAUUGCUCUAGUGCAUGUGAUAGUGACCACUGGGGACCCCACUGCAGUAGUCGCUGCCAGUGCAAAAAUGGAGCCUUAUGUAAUCCCAUCACUGGAGCCUGCCACUGUGCUUCUGGUUUCAAGGGCUGGCGCUGUGAGGAACGCUGUGACCAGGGAACAUAUGGAAAUGAUUGCCACCAAAAAUGUCAGUGUCAAAAUGGAGCCACCUGUGAUCAUGUGACUGGAGAAUGCAGAUGCCCUCCUGGAUAUACUGGUGCUUUCUGUGAGGAUCUUUGUCCCCCCGGCAAACAUGGGCCACAGUGUGAAGAAAGAUGUCCAUGCCAGAAUGGAGGAGUGUGUCACCAUGUGACUGGGGAAUGUGCCUGCCCACCUGGAUGGAUGGGCACAGUCUGUGGUCAGCCUUGUCCAGAGGGUCGUUAUGGAAAGAACUGCUCCCAGGAGUGUCAAUGCCACAAUGGAGGGACAUGUGACUCAGCAACAGGGCAAUGUCACUGCAGUCCAGGUUAUACAGGGGAACGAUGCCAGGAUGAAUGUCCAGUGGGGACUUAUGGAGUGCAAUGUGCAAAGACCUGUCAGUGCAUGAAUGGAGGGAAAUGCUAUCAUAUUAGUGGUGCGUGUCUCUGUGAUCCAGGAUAUACGGGAGAACACUGUGAAACAAGGCUUUGUUCUGAGGGAGUCUAUGGUCUCAAGUGUGACAAAAAAUGCCCCUGUCACUUGCAGAACACUCACAGCUGUCACCCUAUGUCUGGAGAAUGCUCCUGCAAGCCAGGCUGGUCUGGACUCUACUGUAAUGAGACAUGUUCUCCUGGAUUCUAUGGUGAAUCUUGUCAACAGAUCUGCAGCUGCCAAAAUGGUGCUGACUGUGAUAGUGUGACUGGAAAAUGCAUCUGUGCCCCUGGAUUUAAGGAUUCUGAUUGUGCUACUCCUUGCCCUCCGGGAACCUAUGGAGUAAACUGUUCCUCUGUGUGCAACUGCAAAAAUCAAGCCAUCUGUUCUCCGGUGGAUGGUUCUUGUACCUGCAAAGCAGGUUGGCAUGGUGUGGAUUGUUCAAUAAACUGUCCCAGUGGCACAUGGGGUCUUGGUUGUAAUUUAACUUGCCAGUGCCUUAAUGGAGGGGCUUGCAAUGCUUUGGAUGGAACCUGUACCUGUGCUCCAGGUUGGAGAGGGGAAAAGUGUGAACUCACUUGCCAGGAUGGCACAUAUGGAAUGGACUGUGCUGAACGCUGUGAUUGCAGCCAUGCAGAUGGCUGUCAUCCAACCACUGGUUACUGUCGCUGUCUCCCUGGAUGGUCAGGUAUACAUUGUGACAGCGUGUGUGCCGAGGGUCAAUGGGGUCCAAACUGUUCAUUGUCCUGUUACUGCAAAAAUGGAGCUUCGUGCUCUCCAGAUGAUGGAAUCUGUGAAUGUGCACCAGGAUACAGAGGCACCACUUGUCAAAGAAUUUGCUCUCCUGGGUUUUAUGGACAUCGUUGUAGCCAGGCAUGCCCCCAGUGCGUGCACAGCAGUGGUCCCUGCCAUCAUGUAACUGGACUUUGUGACUGCUUACCUGGUUUCACAGGAGCCCUCUGCAAUGAAGUGUGUCCUAGUGGGAGAUUUGGCAAGAAUUGUGCUGGAAUUUGCACGUGCACCAACAAUGGAACAUGCAAUCCUAUUGACAGAUCUUGUCAAUGUUACCCUGGGUGGAUUGGCAGUGACUGCUCUCAGCCUUGUCCACCUGUCCAUUGGGGUCCAAACUGUAUUCACACCUGCAAUUGCCAUAAUGGAGCUUACUGCAGUGCCUAUGAUGGGGAGUGCAAAUGUACUCCAGGAUGGACUGGCCUUUAUUGUACCCAGAGAUGUCCCUUGGGGUUUUAUGGCAAAGAUUGUGCAUUAAUAUGCCAGUGUCAGAAUGGAGCUGAUUGUGACCACAUAUUGGGGCAGUGCACCUGCCGCACAGGAUUCAUGGGGAAACACUGUGAACAGAAGUGUCCCCCAGGUACAUACGGUUAUGGCUGCCGGCAAAUAUGUGACUGUCUGAACAACUCAACUUGUGACCACAUCACAGGAACUUGUUAUUGCAGCCCAGGCUGGAAAGGAGCAAGGUGUGAUCAAGCUGGUGUGAUCAUAGUAGGAAACUUGAACAGUUUAAGCCGUACCAGUACUGCUAUCCCUGCUGAUUCCUACCAGAUUGGGGCUAUCGCAGGAAUCAUUAUUCUUGUCCUGGUUGUCCUUUUCUUGCUUGCACUAUUCAUUAUUUAUAGACACAAGCAGAAGGGGAAAGAAACAAAUAUGCCAGCAGUUACCUAUACACCCGCUAUGAGGGUCAUCAAUGCAGAUUACACCAUUUCAGAAACCAUUCCUCAUACUAAUGGUGGGAAUGCCAAUAGCCACUACUUCUCCAACCCUAGCUAUCACACCCUAACACAGUGCACAACCCCACCUCAUGUCAACAACAUGGACAGGAUGACCCUUGCUAAGUCAAAAAACAAUCAGCUGUUUGUGAAUCUUAAGAAUGUGGAUCAUGGAAAACGGGGUGCAGUCCUGGACUAUACGGGAACACUGCCUGCAGACUGGAAACAUGGAGGCUACCUCAAUGAGCUUGGUGCUUUUGGGCUUGACAGAGGAUAUAUGGGAAAAUCCCUGAAAGAUUUAAUGAAGAACUCAGAAUACAAUUUAAGCAACUGCUCAUUAAGUAGCUCUGAAAAUCCAUAUGCUACUAUUAAAGAUCCACCAGCACUUUUGCCAAAAAACUCAGAAUGUGGAUAUGUUGAAAUGAAGUCACCGGCACGCAGGGACUCCCCAUAUGCAGAGAUCAGCAACUCUGCUUCAGCCAACAAGAAUGUCUAUGAAGUUGAACCUACCGUGAGUGUUGUCCAGGGCGCAUUCAGUAACAGUGGACCUUUCAGCCAAGAUCCUUAUGAUCUUCCAAAAAACAGUCAUAUUCCAUGCCAUUAUGACUUGCUACCAGUACGAGAUAGUCCAACAUCCUCUGAGAAAGAGGUCAGCAGUGAAUGACACCUCAAGCUCAUUGUACGGCACAGUGGAACUCUUAAGGAGAAUGGUGGCUUGGUUAUGCUCCUUCCUGUACUUUGCCACCAUAUUUGGCUCCUAAUCCAUUCUGUAGACAAUUGCUGUACGUUAAACAGGAAUCUCAAGCUGAAGUUUGUAUACACACAUACGGCAUGUGGAUAGAUGCCAAACUGAAGAGACCCUGAUCAGAUUUUCCAUUACAGUUAUUUUUACAAAGACACCAAUUCCACACAUUUACACUGUAGUAUACUUGUUUAAACAUAGUAGUUUGCAGAACAGUUUUGAUAACAGUUCCAUUUCUGCUACUUUGAAAUUGGAUUUCAUGUCUGUUUUUCACUUGCUCAUGUUUCAUAGUAGAGAUACCCCUAAGGACUGUACAACCUACCAAAUAUCCACUUCUUACAGGUAGUCUGAUUCAUUUGUUAUCUAGAAGAAAAACUGUCUGAUAUUGCCAGAUUUCUUUCACAUCACAUCAUAUUGUGGUGGAUUAUAUUGUUUUUAGUCAAAAUGUGUAAAAAGACUUGAUCUGAUGGGAUGUAACCAAAUGCAAUGCGGAAGUGAUUUGAAAAACUCAACACAAGUUUUUCAUGUCUACUACUGGUUAUGGAAAUACAUUGCCUGUGUAGUUUUGAAGGUGAUGAAAGCAUUGCAUGCAUUAAUAUUAUUGCAACACCCGAAGAUCAGUGGAUACCCCAUACUAGUAGGCUUUGGCACCCAUCCUUGCCAAAUCAUUUGGUGCAUUACUGCUCCAUAUACUACAGUUCUGACCAUCAUUCCUGUCAUACUCGAGUAAUAAUCCAUAACAUAUCAGUAAUUAUUGCAUAAAUAUGUAAAUGAAAUCAGUUUAUUUUUGUCAGAAUGGACUGAAUGAGUGUGUAAGGAAUGGACAAAAAUGAUGAAUGCUGUAAAUUUGAAGUGCAAGAAAAGGUUUAAAUUUUAUAAACAAGUAGUAAUAUGGACUGUAAUAUAGAAUAAGAAUAGUAGUGUUUUGAUUAAUUUUUUCCCUAGAAAUGACUGAACAAUCUCUGUGUAUACUUGCUAAAAAGGCACCUUUUUUUUAUAGUUGAUGUAGGGAAAAUAUGCUUAAGCUGGUCUUUUGCAUUGCUAAUAACUUGACACAUAUAUCCCAUUUUUCAUUAACUUGUAUCUCCAUUUUUAAAUUUUGUAUCUAUGUUUCUAGUGCUCUAGCUUAUAACUGCAAAAUAUUUUAUUGUACAUCCACUGUUUAUUGCAUUUUUGACAGCUGGCCUUUAUUUUGUCUGGUUAAGAAAAAUUUCUCUUUGGGAGGGAUGGGGCGGGAGUAUAAAAGUGAGAAUUGAUAUAAUAUUAAUAUCCACCGGAGAUGGACUAAACGGGUUAGGUAGUAGUGUAAACUGGUGGAUUGAAUCAGCAGGAAAAAAAUACAAUUAGAAGGUGUUUUGCUUGAGGGAUAAUGUUUAUAACAAGAAAGCAUAAUAAGUUGUCCUACGCAGAAAAGAAAAAACAAGACCCCUAGCUUGGGGAUCAGCUCACUCCUGACCCUGCAUGUGGAGGCCAGCCUUCCCAAAGGCAUUCUCUCCUCUGUCUCCCAAGUAGCCAACUUAUAGUCAGGGCCCCAUGUCUUCUGCAGUUCAGUGGAAGUAGAAUUGUUCAUGGAAUCCACCCUUUGAAACAGAAUUGUGCUCUGGAGUCCAAGCUUUUAUUUAUUUGUAAUUGUUAAAACUGAUGCAAAGACAUCUCCCUGAAUCUUCAAACAGUCUGAAACAAUAGCUAGGGUGUCGGGACUGCUUGUUUCAUCUCAUUGGGAUGUUAGAUUCAAAACCUAAAGAUGAGGUUAUAUAUCAAUAUUGUUGAAGAUACCACUGCUGAUCAUGUUAGUGAAGCAUCCUGCUGAUGGCCCAUAAUCUCAAACAGCCUUUUUCACCUUCCCAAAGUAGUGACUCUGCACCCGGUCACAAGUAGGUUUACCUUUAAACACAUCCGAACUGUAUGAUGUGAUAUGAAGGCCAGCGGUUGGUCAAGCAUUUUGGUACUCGUAUGCUCUCUGCCUCAGUACGCUGAGGUGCCACUAUGGCUCUGUAUCUGAAAGUUUGGAUUAUGUUAGAAUCAAAGACAAAGAAGUGUUGACAUUGUGAUGGUAUUGGCUCCUAAGAGAAUCACAUCCCGUUGCCUUUGGCUGGAGGAACAAUAGCUACAAUACAGAGCCUCAAUGAGAAAAACGUUUCUGGAUACAAAACCUCCUUGGGCUGACGUGGAAAUACUGUCUGAUGUUUGCUGCGAUUAAAGUGGUGACAGAUCAGAGCUGUACACAUGAAGACCUCACCAUAGCUGGGCUCAGGCCUCUGAGGCACAUGUGGAUGCAUGGGGUGCCCAUUUACACCCCAUGUUUGUGUCAUACAUAAAUAUUGGCUGAUUUGCGGACAAACUGGAACUUCCUGGGCAAUUGCACAUCCUUGUAAAAGUUGUAUGACCAGCUCAGGACAUCACAGAUAUAAAAAUAAAUGCUGAUGUUUCAGAAAUUAAGCAGCAUUUUACACCCCACUUAAGGUAAAUGACUGAUUGGGUGUGUGUGUGCCAAGUACAUGUAGUGAUAUUGAUGUGUUUGUACUGUGUGAUCCAAACUUAAAAAUAAAAUCUCCUUUCUGAAGCUGUGAAUAGAAAAUGCAAUACACUACAACUGUGAGUUCACAAAAGUCGUCUCCUCUUACUUCAUGUAUAAUUUGAAUUUGAUGGCCAAUAGAACAAUUAUUCAUUGUAACAUUUAAAAAAAAAUCCCUGUCCUUCAUACUAUACAAUGGUGAAGAGCAGAGCAAAUUAUUUUUAACUUGUGUAGGAAUUCCAAAAGUGGUGCACAUCUUCAAAUUAUGCAUUCAAGCGAACACUCAUGACAAUAAAUCCUGCUCAGACACUUCAGGCUAUUGUGUAUGCUCUAAAUAUACUCAUACAUGCAGGUCCAAAUUCAGCCCUGCUGUAUGUGGUGACAUUUCUGCUGUGGCCAAGGGAAGUUGCACCUGCUUAUAUUUGGCCCCUAUAAAUAUACAUACGUCACAUAAAAGACUUGUGAAUAUGCAUGUCUGUGUGAAUAGGUGUACAUGCUCACACACACAGUUGCCUGAACAUUUAAUAUGUUCUAUUUAAACAAUCUCUGCAUGUCAUUAACUUGAGUGAAUAAAGCACAUUGGCUAAUGUAGAAAUUUAUCUAUAAUCUUUGAUUUAAAAACCCCAAUCAAUUUUUACUGGUAUUAAUAAUGGCUAAAUACCUGCUUGGUGCAACAAGGGGAAGCAAAAAUUUUCCCAGAGCACUUGCUUUAGCAAUCAUGCCAUCUAGAACAGGUUUCCUCGUGUGCCUCAAGAAGACAUGCUUUGGAAUACACUUUGCUGCUCUGUUAAGCACAACCAGAGCUCACAUCUCACAGCUGCCAAAGAGCCCUGGCUGCUGAUCACAGCAUGUUCAUUAACUCAGAGGGAGAAUUUAGACCCUUCCCAACCUCCAUACCAGGCUACCUUAGGGACAUGAUGUAUAUGCUGGUGCAUUUAUCUUUCCAGAUUUCUUCUUGAGAACUAUGGGGAGAGAUCCUGCCUUGCCACUUGCACAAAUGGAAAAAGGUGUCUGUGUCUUUAUAUGUUCAGAACCCCAUACAGAGGAAAGCAAUAUGAAAACCUAGGAUAAAUGUCCGUACCAACUUGUAUGCCAAUGCAAUAAGCGCAGAAUUUAGCCCAAAGUUAAUAUCUUAUUUUAAAAUGUGGCAUUUGGUAUAAUCCCUGAAAUUUUAAAUGAUUUAGACAAACUAUUCUCUGGCCAUUUAGAAAAACACUGAUCCUCAAAAAGACUUUUCUGUAUCAGAGACUUUUACUCCCAACAUACUGCUGCACUUAAACUUUGCCCUCAUCUUCAUUUACACAGAGAACUCCCAUUAAUUUUAAUUGGAGCUGCACAUACAGAUUGAGGGGUGAACAGAUUUCAUUGUGCCUAUCCUUUUUAUCAGAAUCUGCAAAAUCAAACUAAUGAAAUAAAGUUUAAAAAAAGUAUAAAUAUUGGUGAGCACAUUAUUAAAAAUGUAUUUGAUUUUCAAAAUACUAUGACUAAAACUGGACUGUUGAGUAGGGUUAUGUUUCCAAGUAAUGACCCUUACACUGAGCCACGUGAAUAGGACAAUGCAUCUUUAAGAUCCAUACUGAAGAAUACAGAGCUAAUGUUGACAAAAAUGCUUUAUAUUAAAGACUGUAUAUAGCAGUUUAAAUGACUUAAAACUGAUGGGUGCUUGUUUAACUAUUGUACAGAAAACCUUGCCCUUUUUGGUACAAUUAACACUAGUGCCAUAGCACUGGGCCUAACUAUUAUAUUUUCAGUGUUUUACCCCAGCCACUCUCCACUUUGAUAUGAUUGAAUUAUAAUAUAUAUUUUUAAAGAAAACCUACAAACGGUGUCUAGCUUGUAUCUCGAUUGUAACAAAAAAAACUGUUGCAAUGUUGAAAUGUUUUCUAUUUUCCAAAGAUGACUGAUGCUCAUCAUAUUACCCUUCACUACCAUUUAUAUCACCGAACAUGCUUGUAGGUUAAUGUAAUAAACUUUCUAAUAAAAGACUUGAAAUGUUG